AUGUCUGCCUGCAACCAUUGCAAUUCUGCUGCACAGCCUCCAUUUACAUCGGAUGCUGGCAAAGAAGCCGGAACAGCGGUCCCUCAUUCUGAUUUUGCCCGCGAUUCCCGUCGAAGUGGUAGCAUGGAUCAACUACCAGGCCUGCCAUGGGGUGGUGCCCUACAACCCGGCGUAUGGAGGCCAUAUGAGCACCGCAAGCUGGCCAAUCCAGCUCCAUUGGGUCUUUGCGGCUUUGCCACGUCGGCUUUUGUGCUUUCUUGUGUGAACCUCCAAGCCAGAGGCGUCGAGGCGCCAAAUAUUGCGAUACCAAUGGCCUUGAUCUAUGGAGGCUUUAUCCAGAUUUUAGCUGGCAUGUGGGAAAUGGCCGUCGGUAAUACAUUCGGCGCCACAGCCCUCUCGUCUUAUGGCGGUUUCUGGAUGUCCUACGGUAUUCUCCUCAGCCCCCCAUGGAAUAUCAGCAGCCCUGUCAACGGGCCUUACUCUUCAGACGCCGCCCAACUAAACUCGGCUGUUGGUCUUUAUCUCACUGGCUGGUUUAUCCUAACCACGGUCCUCCUUCUUUGCACUUUGCGGUCUACUGUUGCUUUUGUGUUCCUAUUCCUCACGCUUGACCUUGCCUAUCUGUUUCUCGCUUGUGAGAGCUUUGCAAAGAGCGUCGGACACUUGGCCUUGGCUGACAGACUAAGAGUUGCUGGUGGUGUGUUUGGGAUACUAGCUGCAUUUGCCGCUUGGUACAACGCGCUUGCGGGAUUGAUGGAUGACAGUAAUAGUUUCUUCAAACUUCCUGUCAUCUAUAUGCCUUGGAGCGACAAGGCUGGAGGGCUUGGAAAGAAGGAACGUGACGUGGAGAAGCAGCAUCACGCUUAA
Clonostachys rhizophaga is the source of this 867-nucleotide messenger RNA. The record is from the annotation of a GenBank genome assembly. NCBI's taxonomy places the organism in Eukaryota, Fungi, Ascomycota, Sordariomycetes, Hypocreales, Bionectriaceae.